CGGCGAUUGGUCCCGCAGUGAAUCAGUCAUACGGAUAUUCUAGCCAAUCGUCUGAUCGGAAAAGUUCAACAGAUGUUGCGGAACAUAGAAACACGCUAUUGGAAGUUAGCUAGCUAGCCAGGAUGAUAACGUAGCUAGCUAUCAUAUUUCAGCACAUCGAGGAAGCUAAUUAAUUUAUCGCCAUGGACACACGUCGGACAGCAGGACGAGGCAGCACCACAUGUGUUUUCAUGGCGUUAGUUGUAGCGACGUGUCUUGAAACCAUUCGUGCUUUCGGCCACAGUCAAGACAGCGAAUUCACCUUUAUCUUACCAGCCGGAAGAACCGAGUGCUUUUUCCAAACGGCUGCGAAGAACGUUACCAUGGAAGUGGAGUAUCAGGUGAUAGCCGGUGCAGGUAUGGAUGUAGAUUUCACCAUUCUCUCUCCUCACGGAUUCCAGCUCAUCUCUGAGUUCCGCCGCUCAGACGGAGUCCACAUUGUGGAACCCACGGAGGAAGGAGACUACCAGAUCUGUUUUGACAACAGCUUCAGCCGCUUCUCUGAGAAGAUGGUCUUCUUUGAGGUCAUCAUCGAGGGACAGCCGGGCGACGUGGGCGGGGAUGACGAGUGGGCGGGGCUUGGAGAGCCUGAGAGCCUAUUGGAGUACAAGCUGGAGGACAUCAGGGAGUCAAUAGACUCAGUACACCGUCGGCUAGAGAGAAGUCGUCAGAUGCAGACGGUACUGAGAGCGUUUGAGGCCAGGGACCGUAACCUGCUAGAAGACAACCUGUGGAGGGUCUCCUUCUGGUCCUGUACCAGUCUCAUUGUAAUGCUGGGGGUCGCACUAACUCAGGUCUAUACCGUCCGCAGACUGUUUGACGAUAAGAGGCGUGUCUGUACAUAAAGACACGCCCACUCCGCCACCUCACAGCCAAUCAGGGGAAGAGAAGAGAGAAGACGAGGAGGAAGCAGAAGAGUAAAUGAUCUGCGUCACAAAUUGCACCUUAUUCCUUAUCUAGAUCCCA
Oncorhynchus mykiss (rainbow trout) is the source of this 1005-nucleotide messenger RNA. Lineage: Eukaryota; Metazoa; Chordata; Actinopteri; Salmoniformes; Salmonidae. The record is from RefSeq and is a predicted model, not a curated record.